GCCCUCGAUGGUUUGACACCUCUACCCUAGACACUUUCUAUUUUUUGAUUGCGUUGUUGUCGAGAAAACUGGCAAAUUAGUACUUUUCCGCGUAAUACAUUGUUAAACAAAAUCAAAGGAUCGCACUGAGACAGAGUCAGGGAUUCUCACGUGAGUUGUGAGUGUCUGUGUGCAAGCCGUGUUGAUUGGAGCGAGGAAAAGGAACCAGAAAAAGUAUAAAAAAAUCGAAGAUUUUUUUUCGCGAUGGCCGAAGUUGAGAAAAUGACAGCGGCUCCACCGACCGAUAUACCCGUCUCCUCGCCGAAUGCCAGUGAGGCGGGCGGUGGUAGCAGCAGCACAGCAGAAUUGGGGACAUCCCCCAACCAGGAGCCGUCGAGCAAUUCGCAUCCCCAUGACUCUGAGUACGACACCGCCAGCGAUCUGGAGGGUGGCGAGGACUACGACGACGAGAGCGGCAGCGAGGAGGAUUCGGAGACGGACGAGGACGAUGUGGGCAGCGAGACCACCGAGGAUGAUAGGCAGAGCGGCACGGUCAGCGGCAACGACAAUUGCCAGGACAGAUCUGUGGCCGACAGCGAGGCGCAGAAGAAAGUCGACGAGGAUCGCAGCAAUCCCCAGUACAUACCGAAACGCGGCACCUUCUAUGAGCACGAUGACCGAACGGCCGAAACCGAGGGCGGCCCGGUCCUCGAGACGGAGAGCAGCUCUCAGACAUUGCCAGAGUCAAACGGUGAGGUCAAUGGGGUCUCUGCCUCGGGUGCCACGCCCAGUGGACAGCCUCCGACCAUAUCGCAGGCCUCCAAGACCAUGAAGCAGUGGCAGCCAGCCUCUGGUGGCGAUCGUUGGUCCCACGAUCGGUUCGAAGCCGCCGAUCAGGCCCCCAAGUCGCGGGCGGAGCUGCUGCAAUCCUAUGGCUAUGAUAUCCGCAAUGAGGAUGCUCCACCACGUGCCCGUCGGCGCAGACGCUACACCCGUGGCCCCAGCAAAUACUCGCGCAACUGGGAGGACGAGCAGGCGUAUCUGAAGGCCAGCAACAAGGAACGCAAGCCACCCCGACCUCAGGACUUCCCGGCAUUGAAUGAGCGCAAGCCGCGUAGGCCCCGCACUUCCUCCUUCCGCGAGGAGAAGGAGAAUCGCCGCUCAGAGCGCGGUGGCGACAAACCACAAGGAGGAGGUGGUGGUGGUGGAGGCGCAGGCGGGGCCAGCGGCUCGAAUCCCGCCCCACGAGCCCAGGAAGUGGAGCGUGAGCGGGAACGUGACCGCGAUAGGGAGCGUGAGCGUGAGCCAAAGAACCGCAACUAUGGGCGCGUGAAUGGCGGUCCGGCUCGACAGAAUCCCAUGGAGUUUAAGCCAAAGUCAAACCGUGGUCCGCCACCAGACCGCCGUGAGCGUGGGGAGCGUGGAGAUCGUGGAGAGCGUGGGGAGCGUGACCGCGAGCAGGAUCAGGUGGAUCAGCGCAACGAGCGUCCGCAUCAGAAGCCGUCUACACCCAGAUCAAACGGACAGGCCAAGCCAACUCUACAGCAGAGCCAGCAACAGCCGCCGCCGCAGCAGCAGCGUCAGUCGCCACAGCAGGUGCAACAGCCUCCACUGGCGGCGCCUCAGACACAGCUUUCGACCACUAAUCUGUCGCAGCGACUGCAGCAGGUGCAGCAGCGCAACGAUCCCAGUCAUGUGGGCAGCGUUCAGAUGCAUUCUCUGGCCAACCAGAACCAACAGCAGCAGCAGCAGCAGCUACAACUCACCCAGCAGGCACAGCCGGCAGCUCCAGAGCCUAGGACUGCACCCAAACGAUACUCCAGUCUCCGUCGCUCCCAGCAGGAGGCAUCCCAACACUUGGCAGAGCAGCAGCAGCAACAGCAACUGCAGCAGCAGCUUCAUCUUCAACAGCAGCAGCAACAGCAGCCCUCACAGAUUAUGAUACAGGAUCCGCAUGUCCUGAUGCAGUUUGCCUAUCAGCAGCAAGAGAUGCAGGCCCAGCUCCAGACACUGCAACUGGGACCGGCAGCAGCUGCCGUGCCAGCGCCACCAAAGCAACAUGCCCCGCCAGCGGCAGCCUAUCCACAGGCACAGGGGGCACCCUAUUAUGUGACUGGAGCGGAGCCGGUGCCGGUGCAGGUGCCGGUUUCGGUGUCAGUCCCCCCAGCGUCCCCUUACGUUAAUCCGGCCAGUGCCGCCUACUUGCCCACCACCCCGGCAGCCGUGGCCUUUGCCCAGGCCCAGACAUCGGUGGUGACGCAGCCACAGCCUCAGCCGCCGGCCCAGGCGCCAACGCCAGCUGCGGCUGCCCAGGCGCCACCGUCCAUGAACUUCCAUCAGAACUACAAUACGGUCGGGGGCACAACCUACUUUGUGCCACCGGUCCAGACCACGAGCCGACCUGCUGCCCUGCCCCAGCGACGACCCACCAAUGCGAUUCCCAUCCUGCCGCCAUCCGAGAAGCACAAGACGCGUCCCGGAGGACUAGCCGGGCCAAACGCCAACCAGACCAAGGAGGAGGGCGGACACGCGGACAACAUUGACCACAUCAUUGACAACAUGUUCGUGCAGCGACCCGCAUUCCAGCCACCGGCCACUGGGGAGGCUGCGGCUGCGGGUGCCAAGGAGGAUGUGGCCAAUAGCAAUCCCAUCCUUCCGUCACUGGCGGCAGCCGAACAGAACCUUCAGCCCGUGCCGGCUGCUGGGCAGGAAUGAGUGUACGCCAACCUUCAACAUCAGCAGCUGCAACAGCACCAGCAGCAGCAGCAGCAAAGGCGCGGGCGACACGCCCCCGGGCACUCAGUUCCUUUGCCCGCCUAUGCCCUGCUGCCGCCGCCGCACAUUGGCUACUACCGCCAGCAGCACUAAUUCGGAUAUAAAGCACCAGUCCCCCACACAGACAAAACUCAGCUCAUCAGCGUUUGGCUGCUGCCUAUUGCCAACAAGUAGAAAUUUUUUUGGUUUUAUUUUUUUAUAUUGUUUUGGCUUCAGGUCUGUGACUUGAAUUUAAUUUUUUGUAGAAAGAAACGUAAGAGAAUUUGGCUAAAAACCAUUUGUAAUUAGCAGCACUAAGCACUAAGCACACACGCGAAAAUAAUCGUACUAGACGGAACACUAAGAGAAGAGUUACACACACUUUACCCUCCCAUAUAUAUUGUAGAACAAACGAAAUGAAACGAAACAUAUUUAACCCCAAGAGACCCAGGCCCAGGUCAGUCGACUGCUUCAAUUGAACUUGUAUGUAGGAUCUAGGAUCAUCAAAUGCAGCGUCCUCUUCCCCCUCAGCCCCUCGCUUAUUGUAUCAAAAUAAGUAAAAAAAAGUUUAAUAAGGAUGAAUUAAUAUUAUGGGAGCACUCUCCAGUUGGCUGGGCGUGCGCCUUCGCUUAAUUAGACGCAUUUUAAACAAGUGAAACGAAAAUUUAAAUUACCAUGCGAAAAUGUAUUUGCGUAAACUAAUCCAACCACUGAAACAUUGAAUUUGAAAUAAACGUUAACACGAAA
Messenger RNA from Drosophila obscura, 3480 nucleotides. It is a transcript of the gene btz, whose product is annotated as protein CASC3. The record is from RefSeq and is a predicted model, not a curated record. NCBI's taxonomy places the organism in Eukaryota, Metazoa, Arthropoda, Insecta, Diptera, Drosophilidae. The coding region runs from base 244 to 2694 and encodes 816 amino acids. The transcript has a single exon. Gene Ontology annotation, molecular function: mRNA binding. Gene Ontology annotation, biological process: mRNA processing. Gene Ontology annotation, cellular component: exon-exon junction complex.